Talaromyces proteolyticus is the source of this 1080-nucleotide messenger RNA. RefSeq lists its product as uncharacterized. Lineage: Eukaryota; Fungi; Ascomycota; Eurotiomycetes; Eurotiales; Trichocomaceae. Bases 1 to 1080 code for a protein of 359 amino acids. The record is from RefSeq and is a predicted model, not a curated record. The transcript has a single exon.
AUGGCCACCUUUCUCUAUCUUGUUCUCGCUCCGACGUGGCAGAAGCGUCACGUUAUGGAAUUGCCAUGGGGGAAUCCGCCCGAUUGUGACUACAUCUUGAAAGAAGAGCUUGCUGAUCUCUUUCACGAAAAGAAUCCCACCGAGUACGAUUAUUCACGCUUCUUUGGCGAUAAUACCUGGUGUCCAGAUCGGGUUAUGCUACGCCAAGGGAUACGGCUCGGGUUGCAUUUGUCUAGAAAUGGCAUUAUCCACGUUGACGAUGAAGUUGACAGCCCGCUUAAGUCUGCGGAGGCUAACCCAAAACAUGUAUUUCCAGAAGACCCAGCACUCCAUGAGAGGUCUAGAGAUGGAGUUCCCACUAUAGGUUUCAACAGUCAACAGCAGAUGGAGGGCAAAACCAUCUGGCUCCGAUGCGGGGUACUUUGCGUGGAGCAUCCGUUCCCUGAUACCCCCAACGAUGUCCAAGGGUCGUCAGACGAAAAGCCAAUUUAUACCAUCUCAACAAAGAGUUCCACAGAUGAUAUUGUUACUAUUCGAUGCAAGAAAGGAACGAUAUAUAUGGUGAUACCGAGUGGCAUUCAUCACAAGACCCUUUUGGCCUGGCUGAGGUAUACCAUGCUGCGUCUCUACGGGAGCCCUAGUACCCAUAAUUGGAUUUGGGAAGAAGAUGGCAAACCAUCGGCAUACGUUGCGUACUUGGAAAUCCGUUUGCCAAUUUUCACCUCUGUCGACGUAGAGGAGGAGAAUGCUUCUAGAACAACUUCCGAGUCGGCCGAGAGCUUUGUCAUACGAAAGGGAGACUUUUGCUUUCUCUAUCAACUCUUCUGGGAGUACUUUUGCAUCAAACGUGGGCUUGUCACCAGCACUAUGGGUUGGUCGACAGCCGAGUGGGCGCGGGUGCAACGAGGGAUUCUCAGAACCUGGUCGCCGUCGACAGUGGCCAAGAGGUACCGCAAUGGCGACCUCCAUCUAUCAGACUAUACGGAUAUAACGGUGGAUGAUCGAACUGUACGUAGAAAGUUUUCGAUUGUUGUCCCUGGUCAAAAUCUUUCACAAGAUCACGCUCAAAUUGUCAAUUAA